UUCUUUAACAGAUUGAAACCUAAUUGCAUUUUUAAUCUUUUGUAGCAUCUUUCAGCGACUUAUACAAAUAAUUUCAGUAGGAAUAAACAAGGCAGUAGAGAUCACUGCAUCAAACUGAUCAUAGUUUAUUUUGUGGGAAAUAACGAUAAACUGUUUUUAUUGGUAUUGUUAGCAGUUGCAUGAUAAAUUAGUUGAUUUUCUAUUCUCUAGUUUUUUCGGCAGUAUAGCUGCGAUCUGCAGGUCUAGGUUGAAUCGCCUUUACUUUAUGAAGUUUUGGGAUUUUGGCUUGUUCUUUUUCAGAAAUGUAUUUAGCUUGAAUUGUAUUUUCCAGUUAGUCAGGUUCGUUUAUCUAAUUUUUUACUGUGAUUUUUGCUGGUGUCUGGAUGAUCUAUUGGCAUUGUUUAUUGAUUGCAGUAAUUUGAAAAAGCACACAUAAUGGCAGGUGUUUUCGAUAUUGAAUUGAAUGACCAUCAAACUAGUGCAGCAGUGUUGGGUGAUGAAGUGAUGGAAGAAGAUAAUGAGUAUAUCGAUGUUGAAGAUGGGCAUAUCAGUUCACCUCCACCGAGCUCAUCCUACUUGGAGGAUCCAUAUAUCGAAAAAAUUGAUUUGGAUGAAUCAACCGUUAAUCCGCCAAAUACACGCUUAGGCCCAGAAAAUUUCCAGUUGCUCAAAGUUUUGGGAAAAGGGGGAUAUGGAAAGGUAUUUCAAGUUAGGAAGAUUAAUGGAAAAGAUGAAGGGAGGAUUUUUGCGAUGAAAGUGUUGAAAAAGGCGACAAUUAUCAGAAAUCAGAAGGAUACGGCUCAUACAAAAGCAGAAAGGAAUAUUUUGGAAGCAGUAAAGAGUCCAUUUAUAUGUGACCUUCUUUACGCUUUUCAAACAGGCGGCAAAUUAUAUUUGAUUUUGGAGUAUUUAAGUGGUGGCGAAUUAUUUAUGCAUUUGGAGCGUGAAGGACUUUUCAUGGAGGACACUGCGGCAUUUUAUUUAAGUGAAAUAGUUUGUUCGUUAGAGCAUCUCCAUCGACAAGGAAUCAUUUAUCGCGAUCUGAAGCCAGAAAAUAUUUUACUUGAUAGUCGAGGACAUGUGAAAUUGACUGAUUUUGGCUUAUGCAAAGAGGCAAUCGAAGGGGACCAGAAAACGCACACAUUUUGUGGUACUAUCGAAUACAUGGCACCAGAGAUACUGAUGAGAGUUGGGCACAAUAAAGCAGUGGACUGGUGGAGUUUGGGUGCAUUGACAUAUGAUAUGCUUACUGGUGGUCCACCUUUUACAGCUGAUAACAGGAAGAAGACGAUCGAUAAAAUCUUAAAAGGACGGCUCACACUACCGUCGUUUUUGAGCAUGGAAGCACGUGAUUUGAUCAAAAGGCUGUUGAAGAGACAUGUUGAAACGAGACUUGGAGCUGGACCUGAGGAUGCUUGUGAAAUUAAACAACAUUCCUUUUUCCGGUCUUUUAAUUGGGAUUUAGUCUACGCACGGAAGUUGGAGCCACCAUAUAAGCCAAAUAUCACUUCGGAGGAUGAUGUGUCUUUAUUUGAUAGUAAAUUUACAAAGAUGACGCCAGUUGAUUCACCUUGCGAGCAGAAUAUCUCGUUGUCAGUGAAUCCAUUCGAAGGUUUCACGUAUGUUGCGCCAAGUGUUCUCGAGGAGAUGCAGAAGCCAAAAUUAACUAAAGCGCUAUCGCCAAUUAAAAAUCAGUGUUCGCCGAUAGUCUAUUCAGAUGGUGAUAUAGCGUCGAAUGUUUUAAGCAAUCGAGAAGAUGCGAUGGAUAUUACCACCACUUCACCGAAAUUCAUGUACGCCUGAAGUCGACUUUCUUUACUAAUUAUUUCAUUCUACAGAUCAGAAUUAUGGUCUGACAAUACAAAGGUGAAAUUAUAGCCUGGGAGUUCGUAGCAAGUUUCAAUAUUUUAUUUCGGACAGGAUGUCUUCUGUAAUUCGCGCCAGAAAGCUUCAGGCGUAUUCAUAUACUGCAGUGCCUUUUUCUGUCCCUUAUGAUUUUGCUAACAUUGUUUUUCUUUUAUUUUUGACGGAAUAGCGUCAUAUUUGCUCAUUUAAAUGAUUUUUUCUUUAUCUUGGUGCGAAUGUUUUUGAGCAUCUGCUGGAUUGAACUAAUGAAUUCAAUGUUGGAAUUAAUGUCAUUUUAUGGAAAUUUAUUUCUUAUUUGUACCUGAAUUUUCUGUUUAUGAUUGUUGCUGUUAAUAUUGGAGUCUUCUAUUUCAGUAGAGCUACUGAAAAGCGGUUCCGAUUUUGGUGAGGCAAAUUCAUUGAACAAUAAAUAAUUUGGAAUAUACGAAAACUUUCAUAUUAGGUAUACAUAUUUCCAUAUAAUACGAGAAGUUGUGAAGCAAUCAGUUCUGACAGUGAUGUUAAAGAAUUGCUAGUUUACGCAGUGGGGUUAUGUGCGUAUAGUUACGUGCUUGGCUUCAAACUUAACUCUUGAUAACCUGGACUUCAAUUGUUGAAACAGCAACUGGUACUUUUAAUGAACUGAUAAGUCACUUGUGGUUGUUGUUGCAGUUCCUUUUCAUCCAUUUCUCCAACAUCGUUUUUUGCUUCAGAUUUAUCCUUUCGUUCCUAUUUAGAUUUUAAUUUUUAUGCAGGAAAUGAACGAAUGAUAAAAGCCUUGAGGAAUUAUAAUAGCUCACACAAAAUGAGGAAAGUCUCACAUUACCCAGAUUUUCCAGCCACCGCAGGAAUAAGUUUAAGAUUUGUGGAUGUGAAAUGGAAUAAGCUUUGUCAUUUUGGGACACUUUUACCUAAGAAGAAAUUUAUUUCAUAAUUCAGUUUAGUUUUGGGAUUUCGGGAAUUUUGCAGUUGUUGUGACGGGAUUGCAUGUAAAGUUCCCAUGGUUUUGAUUGUAUCUAUUGCAUCACUUCGUCGUUUGUGGAUAUAUAAAUCCGUUAAUAUUUUAAUAUUUUGUGGAUGUUCGUAUUGUUUCGCAGUCAGCAACAUUUUUUUGACGUAGAGAAAAUUUGUUGAGCACUUCAAGUAAACACAUAUACUUCUUCCCUUUGUACAUCGGAUUCAUAAGAUUAAGACUUCGAAUAAAUACUUUUGAC
Molecule: messenger RNA, 3059 nt
Organism: Loa loa (African eye worm)
Lineage: Eukaryota; Metazoa; Nematoda; Chromadorea; Rhabditida; Onchocercidae
Product: AGC/RSK/P70 protein kinase
Exons: 12
Coding region: 436-1803 (455 amino acids)
Biological process (GO): signal transduction; protein phosphorylation
Molecular function (GO): ATP binding; protein serine/threonine kinase activity
Source: RefSeq, a predicted model, not a curated record